Molecule: messenger RNA, 4251 nt
Organism: Aspergillus thermomutatus
Lineage: Eukaryota; Fungi; Ascomycota; Eurotiomycetes; Eurotiales; Aspergillaceae
Product: RanBP1 domain protein
Exons: 2
Coding region: 1-4251 (1416 amino acids)
Biological process (GO): intracellular transport
Source: RefSeq, a predicted model, not a curated record
AUGGCGAGCACACCAGAAGAAAAGCCUCAGCGGGCGACAGCUGCGCAGAUGGCAAAUAGAAAAAUUAAGGAUAUUCGGAGACGACCCCGCCCGAGUACGACUGCUCCAGGUGCUACUGGAGCUACAUUCAGCCCUUUCAAUUCAAUCGAUCCCAAUACUGUGUCUGGCUCCCAGCCAGCGACGAACGGCUUCUCUUUUGGCCAAUCUCAGUCUCACAGUUUUCCAGGAGCUAGUACAAACCCAAGCCAGCCCAGUCAGAACGGAGGAUCACCAUUUGCCUUUGGCUCAGGAGGUGCUGGUUCAUCGUCCUUCAGUUUCUCUACAUCCUUUGGUGGCUCUGGGUCAUCGGCAAAUCCCUUCGCCACUCUGAACACUACUGCGCCCAGCCAACCGUCUGAUAAUAGUGGGUUCUCUGGCUUCAAAGGCAGUAUGUUCAACGUACCACCCACCGGAAGCUCUGCUCCAGGCCAGCAGUCUCUGCCUUCGGGCGGUCUCUUUGGCACCGGCUCGCAGCAGACUACUGCUCCUGGAGGCAUAUUUGGAAGCACUUCCACUGCUGCACCUUCAAGCCAGCCUGUGACGACGGCACCCUCCACUGGCAGCAUUUUCGGCCAGAGUAGCGCCACUAGCACUGCUCCAUCUACAAAUCUGUUCGGCCAGUCUACAUCAGACAAGCCUUCUCCCUUUGGCCAAUCCACAGCGUUCGGUAGCGAUUCGAUGCAGACAUCUCCUGACCCAAAGGCCAAUGCUGCCGUAUCGAAGCCAGCCAUAUUCGGAGGAAGUACUUCUCAGCCUGCAUUUGGCGCAUCCACAGGCUUCGCCAGCCCAGCAGGAGGUUCCGUAUUUGGGGGUGCUACGCCGGCGGCUCAACAAACUCCGUCUAAACCACUUUUUGGGACAAAGCCAACAGAGCAAGCUACUCCAACUUCGACCCCUCUCUUCGGUGCUACUUCCCAGCAACCCACAACAGGUGCUACGGCGCCUCCUACGCCCGCAUUGACUUCUGCUACGACAACGACAUCGUCGACACUGUUUGGUACUGCACCUCUGGCCAAGCCUGCAACGCCGUUCCAGAAUCCUUUCCAGUCUUCAAACCUCUUCUCAGGCGUGUCCUCUCCAUCAGCUACGCCAAAGCCUGCACAAGAGAAAGAACAUGAGAAGAAAAUAGGCGAGGCCGCCCCUCCCAAGACCGGCUUCCAAUUUUCCUCCUCCACAACCGGUGGCAAUCUCUUCUCCAAGAGCGAAAGCGCUGCUGCUGCGCCUUCAACAACUUCAUCAACUGGCUUGUUCCAGGCACCGGCCACAGGCAGCCUGUUUGCGCCCAAGCCUGCUUCUGCAGAGACUGAUAAGCCCAAGACUCCCGAGUCAAAUCCUUUCGGCAGCCUUUUCGCCCCUAAACCAUCUACUGCGACCCAACCCGGGCCAGAACAAAAACCCCUGCCUGCUGCUGUCCCGUUUGGCUCUCUCUUUUCUCCCAAGCCUAGCACACCCAGCGAAGGAGCGAAAGUGGGAGAGCCAGCGAAACCAGUCGCUUCUACCCCGGCUUUCUCGUCUGCAGCUUCACCAUCCCCCGGCCUCUUCGCGCCGCAGUCUUCAUCUCUCUCGACCACUGCUGCGGAGAGUAAGAUCCAGACACCUGCGUCCACAACUACUGCGUCUCAAGGCGUUUUCAAAGUCAAUGGUGCAGCACCCGCUUCACUCACUUCACCCGCUCAGCCAACAACUUCAGCCGAGCCUCCCGCAGUCCGAUUCGCCAAGAGCGUGCAGCCGAAAAAUUUGCCUCCUGGACUGAGCGAACAGCAGAAGAAAGAUGUUGAGCUUGUGUACCGUGUCCGCGUUUUGAAUCAAUGCUUUCAGCGCGAGAUCGCUCAACUGAAUCCUGUAACGCACGAUUUCGACGCCAUCGUGCUCUUUUACAUGCAGGUUCGUGAAGUGAUGGGUGCGCCAAUCGUACUGCGCCCAUUUAAGCGGAAGACUGCCGACGAUGAAAGUGCUGAUCUUGAAAUACAAUCGGCGAAGAAAGUCAAGCCCUUUGGCACCAGUGGUGCGCCAGCGACUUCCAGCGCCAACAUCUCGUCACCUUCCCCGAAGAUGAACAUCGGACCAAGCUCCAUUACGACAACGCCGUCUAAGCUUUUUGAUACAAACCAGAGCACUCCAAUUACCAAUGGUAAAAUGGCUGAGGAAAAGGCUGGAGCUGUUGUUUCGGUCUCUCGGGCUGAGAACCAUUCCGACAAUGACUCUGCGACAGCGAGCAUAUUCGCUCAGUCUUUCUCGAAAUCGAAAGCUGAUGAUUCAGAAGCCACAAGUGCAGUGUCUACCAAGCCAGCUACGCCAGAAGCCAAUAAGCCUGCUCUGUUCUCUACCACCCCGUCUGCAUCUCCGGCCAAGCCCAUAUUUUCUUCAUCAACUACUACCAAGGAAAACGCAACAUCCAACUCCGUCUUUUCUCAACCUGUCUCAAAACCUGUGUUCACGUCAUCGACAACCAGCGUCAGCACGCCUGUCCAAAAUCUUUUCGUCCCGAAGCCCACAGGUGAUAAGAAAACCGAGUCGCCAGCCAGUGCUGCCCCACCCAUUCCCAAAUUCGGUGCCGGCACCGGGACGAACUUUUUCGCUCAGUUCAAAUCGCUUGCUGAUAAGAAUGCUGAGAAGGAAAAGCAGAAGCGCAAAGCAGAGGACUUCGACUCCGAGGAAGAAGACGAAGCUGAAUGGGAACGGAAAGACGCUGAACAGCAGCGCAAGAAACGCAAGGAGUUGGAGGCUCAGUCUAGAAAGCGGGCCAAGUUUGUUCCGGGCAAGGGAUUCGUCCUUGAGGAUGAGAGCAGCGAUACUACGGAACCCAAGAAAUCGGCAGAGGCAUCUACUUCAACUGCCAGCGCAUCCGUCUUUGAAGCAAAGCGAGACACUCCGGUCAAAGCGAAUAAUAUCUUUGGUCAUCUCUCCGCGACCCCAUCAGAGGUAGAAGAGGAUAAUGAUGCUGACGAUACUGAAGAGGCGUCAGCUGCUGGGGAAGAUGCUGAUGAAGAGUCCAAAGAGUCGUCUCUGGUACCGGCCAGCGAAGAUGAGGGUAGUCGGGAUGCGGAAACCAGCGAAGCAGACUCCAAAGCGGUUUCGGUCAGCGGAGCCGAGUUCUCUGCUAAUGACAGCAGUGAUGACGGUGAUUUUUCUAAAGCUCUGACGAAGUCAAAGCAAGCCUCGAGCACAUCGGCGACCGGUGGCAAAAGUUUAUUUGAUCGGGUUCAGUACGGUCAAGAUGGAAAGCCUAAGCGGCAAACCGACGAGGAACCAAAGAACCCCUUCUCUUCCCUCUUUAGCCCUUCGUCCAAGUUCUCCUCUUCCCUGACGAGUCCUGGAAUGUCCACCCCGAAUCCAUUUGGCUCACCCAGUACCCCUGCACCCGGACAAGGUGAUACCGCCGAAUCCAAGCCAGCAUCUAGCAUCCUCAACCCUUCGGUUAACACGAGCGGUGGUCUUUUUACUUCGGUAUCGGCAAGUACUGGAACGAGUUCGUCGUCCAUCUUUGGUCAGAGCUCGUCGAAACCAGCAGGUGACAAGACCUGGAAGCCAGAUUCCCCCAUCAAAUUCGCCGACUCAACUGUUACGGCACCUUCGACCACGGGGAAGCCUGAUUCUGGGUUCACCGCUCCAUCAACAGACUCCUCGAAGCCAUUCUCUACUCUGUUCGGCGCGCCAGCCGCUGGGGCGAAGUCGUCCGGCAGUGGACAGUCGGCGCUAGGGUUCUCCUUUGGUGGUCCGUCACAGCAAGGCUCUUCCUUCCUGGCUCCUUCCACUCUCACGUCCGCCACUGGCAGUCGUGCGUCGACCCCCGGAAUGACCUCCGACACUGGUGGGGAGGAGUCUGUAGAUGGCGAGGCUGUGGAAUCUCUACCCCAGGUUGAUCUCGCUCGCAGCAGAGCGGGCGAAGAGGACGAAGACAUUGUGAUCGAGACCCGGGCGCGUGCAUUGAAGCUCAAGCCUGGCGCAGGCUGGGAUAGCCAGGGUGUUGGUUAUCUUCGUGUUCUGAAAAAUCGCAACACUUCCCGCUCUCGUAUCAUCCUGAGAGCCGACCCAAGUGGCAAGGUUGUCCUGAACGCAGCCUUGUUGAAGGAUAUUAAGUACACUGUCAACGCCAACAGUGUGCAGUUCCUGGUUCCCCAGGCUGAAGGCGCCCCGGAACAAUGGGCUGUUAGAGUGAAGAAGGAAGAAGUUGAGCGUUUGCAUUCUGCAAUUGAAAAGUCCAAGGCGUAA